UGCUUACGCGCGCCCGCGCACAUUUGUGCAACAUAUUAUCCGUAUCUACGCCAACGCGUAGUGUACUGUAGUGUACCUCGAUUUGUUCGACACAUCCGUCUCGUUUUGUGCGUUGUGAUCGAUUUGCAAUUGUAUUCCAAGCAUCUAAGAGAAAAUUACUCGCUCCCUCGAAGUCGACGGAGUCCAUUUGAUAUAUCCAACAACGGCAAACAGGUUGAAGAAAUCGUCGGUUGCAACCUAUAUUUUUGUAUCCAUGGAAGGGCCAUGUAACCUAUAUUAGUGAAGUGUAGCAAAUGGAAGGUUUUAAGGUGAAAGAUGAACCGAUGGAUGCAUUAGCCAUAGACAAUCAGGUUAUGGUAAACUUCUUGUAUGAAACAGCAGCAGGAUGAGAACAUUGUGAGCGUCGUGCUUAAGGAGGAACCCGGUGAUAGAUUUGAUCCGGACUACAUGGAGGAUAUUUGCUCUGGUACUUUUGAGAAAGGCACUUUAUUCUUGCCUAUCGAAAACAAUGAAGUGGAUUUCUCCAACGAGAUGCUUUAUAAACUUUUGCAGGUAAAGCUAGAGUUGGAAGGAGAGUCCACCAGUCAUCAGAACUGGACAACACAAAUAGCAAAUACUAAUUUAUGCGAUAAGGAGGAUGGUGUAAUGCAACGAUGUUUGGCUAAUACAAAUUUUAUACAAACACAAGAACCCGACAAACAUUACUGUCAAAACGGGCAGCAACCCAAGUUUUAUAAAAUACAAUGCUCAAUAUGCAAAAAGUGGUUUCUGAACAACGAUUCUAUGGUGACACAUCUGAGAAUGCAUUGUAGCGGAAGUCAGUGCGAGGUUUGCCAACAAAAUUUUCCUGAUAAUUCUAGCCUGCAUGCUCACAUGUUAACUCACGUUGGAAUGAGCCCAUUAGAGUGCAGCAUCUGUCAAAAAAGAUUCGCUUAUAAGUGGAGCUUGAGAAGUCACAUGCAAUUGCACGUAUUGGACAAACCGUACGACUGCGAUGCGUUGCAGCAGGCAUUCAUGAAGCGAGCGAAUGUCAACGAGCAGAUGAUGCAUAUGGAAGAAAGGCCUUUCGAAUGCGACGUGUGUCACGUGACAUUCAAGGAAAAAGUUCACUUGAAUCGGCACAUGUCCAGCCAUACGACGGACAGACCCUACAAGUGCACGAUUUGCUUUGAGGCGUUCAAGGAGAAGGCGAAACUGAACAUGCAUAUGCCGCUUCAUACAGGGAACAAGAAUUUCAAGUGUACACUGUGUCACAGAUCGUUCGCUCAGAAAACGGCGCUCAACAAUCACAUGCUGGCGCACAGCGGCGAGAAGCCACACGCCUGUAACAUUUGUGAGAAAACGUACAAGAGAAAAUCAGAAUUGAUUAGGCAUUCUAUGGUUCAUACCGGCGAAAGGCCGUACGAGUGUAAAGAGUGCUUGAUGACUUUCCGAGAAAAAGCCAAAUUAAAUUCUCACAUGUUGGUCCACACGGGUGAGAAGCCGCACGAGUGUCACAUCUGUCACAAGGCGUGCGCGCGAAAAUCGGAUUUAAAUAGCCACAUGCUGUUGCACACCGGUGGUCAAUACGACUGCACGGUUUGCGAUAAAAUUUUUACCAGAAAGUCGGAUCUGAAUAGACACACCUUGAUACACACGGGUGAGAAACCGUUCGCGUGCAAUAUGUGUGAUAUGGCGUUCAGGGAAAAGACAAGAUUGAAUUCGCACAUGCUCAUACAUACGGGCGAUAAGCGGCACGCGUGCCAUAUUUGCCAGAAAACGUUUAAAGAAAAAUCAGCAUUGAGGAAGCAUAUGUUAAGUCACACCGGCGACAGACCGUACGAAUGCUACGUGUGUCACAAAGCUUUCACGCAGAAAACCACGUUAAACAGCCACAUGUUUGUACACGCUAGUGAGAGACCUUUCGAGUGUAGUACUUGUCAAAAAAUUUUCAAGGAUAAAGCGGCGUUAAAGAAACACUUAUCGAUGCAUGUUAACGAAAAAACUCACGAAUGUCUUAUUUGUAUGAAAAAAUUCGCCCACAAAGCAGCAUUAAAUAGUCAUCUGUCCACGAAUCACAUAUCCUAACUAUACGGAUCUAGUCUAUUACGGCUUUCUGUUUCUUUACAUUGAGCACCGUAUGUUUGUAGUUGUAUAGCAUAUUUCCAUGAUUAUGAAUUACAUCUAUAUCUGUUUUAUAUGCCAAUAGAUCGAAUAAAGUCGUAUUUUUUCCUGUAUAUGGACAAGUAAUAAAUUAAUUUCUAAGUAA
This is a messenger RNA of Linepithema humile (Argentine ant), 2248 nucleotides long. Lineage: Eukaryota; Metazoa; Arthropoda; Insecta; Hymenoptera; Formicidae. The record is from RefSeq and is a predicted model, not a curated record.